Messenger RNA from Lycium ferocissimum, 423 nucleotides. RefSeq lists its product as uncharacterized. NCBI's taxonomy places the organism in Eukaryota, Viridiplantae, Streptophyta, Magnoliopsida, Solanales, Solanaceae. Bases 1 to 423 code for a protein of 140 amino acids. The transcript has a single exon. The record is from RefSeq and is a predicted model, not a curated record.
AUGGCUGACACCUCCAAGUUGCACCCUGCGACUACAGUCACCAAUAUCAAAUCAUGCAUUCCUAUUGUUCUUGACUAUGAAGGCAGCCAAUACAACAACUGGGCUACCCUCUUCAAGCUCCAUUGCCGAGUAAACUUGGUGAUCGACCAUAUACUACCUCCUGCCUCCCCCACCGUGCCACCACCGGCAACGGCAGCCGAGAAACUUGCUAGGAAAGCUCUAUGGGAACGGCUAGAUGACAUUGUUCGUCAAUGGAUAUAUGGUACCAUAUCGAAUGAUCUUCUCAACACGAUCAUUCAUCGAAGAGGGUUCUUCACUCGAGGCAUGGAAUCGUCUUGUUCAUCUCUUUCAGACAACAAAUCGGCUGGAGCUUUGCUGAUGCAAAAUUCACCAACACCAAAUUGGUGGACUUUCCGAAUGUGA